AGUGUGCCAGUGUGUCUUUGAGUCUCUGAUUCAGUGUGAAAAUAAAAGUUCUUUCUAGUUUCUCAAUCUAAUACCAUUGUGUACACUUCGAGAAAAACAUUUGAAAAAAAUAUGUACAUUUGAAAAGUUGAAAUUCUUAAUAAAAAACAUAAAUAAAUAAAAGAUGCCGAAACAGAAACCAGUACCUGUGGAAGAUUUAAUAAUCCCACCACAAGAUGGAAAAAUUUGUGGAACGAUUUGUGUUUGUCAAAUGACUGCAGUGUUAAGUAGUGUUGCUUUGGUAUAUUUAACCGUAGCAAUUUAUAUGCCCUCAAUUCGUGCAUUCGAAUCUGGUAUAUCCGAAGUUCCCGCAAUGUGUACAACAACACGAGCCGUAAGUUCCGAUACAUGUGAUUGGGGUUCUUGUGGUGAAUGGUGCUUGAGUAAAACUUCGGGAGCAUGUAUGAAAAUCUAUGUGAAUCUUCGUAACAACGGCUCCAACAUAGUUCUGGCAAAUUGUACGAAUGCAGCGAAUAAAACAUGUUAUGGGAUCGAUCAGGAGAAUGCGAAGAAAAAUCGGUGCAUAACGGAUGAGUGUAAAAAUUUGACAGGUACCUUUAAUUGUACCGAAGGGAUGUGUAUAAAUAUCACGGAUGCGUUUAUGUGUAUAUUUAAGGAUACUGACGCUCCGUUAAAGUGUUCGGGAAGACGUGGUAAAUUUAAUUGUGCGGAUAUUGAGGGGUUGUUUAAUUGUAAUCGAGGGACGUGUGAACGGAUUUUAACCCCGUAUAAUUGUGAUCGUCGAUGUGUAGAUAUCCCAACCCGUAAUAAGAAUGUGAUUUUGUUAAGUGGCGAUAAGGUUUACCUCUCUCAGUGUCAAAAAGCAUUAGAUUUAGAUACAGGGACAGAAGUGUGGAACGAUACUUCCGGUACAAUUAUGAUGGCUUCCUGUUACAACAUUCAAAACACAACAAAUGGAGUAAUCGCUGACGAUUGUAUAAAUGGAUCGCUUCUCGAAACAAACACUUUAAGCGAUUUAACAAACUUUACAUAUUUAAGUUAUUUAAGUGUUACCAAUCCAAUUCCAUUAGAUCCGACAAGAAAAGUUGCACCGCCAGAACUCGAUUUAUUAAUCGCAAACGAUAGCAAACUACUAAUUAACAUGGAGGGAUGUGUAAACACGUUAAUGGACGAAUGCAAGGAAUUUUUAAGGGAGUAUGGUAAAGAUGGCACUGAUCAUAAUGCAAGGGCACGAUUUCCAUGUUUUUUUUCUGACACAGAUACCACAAAGGUUGUAGCACGAUUCGAUUUAAUCACAACCUAUCAUCAGUUCUUAUUUGCAGCGAUUGUACCGACUUGUUUGUUUAUAAUAUCAUGUUUCACACUUAUUUUAUGCCAACGUUCGAUUGUUGUGGGCGAUGAUGCAAAAAUGCGAUUUAAAGGGUGCGCUGGUGCCAACACCAUUUUACCCACUGAUAAAAAUGCAUCCUCAAAUAAUUUAGCUGACGGUGGUGGUGGGGGGGAUAAUGUAAUGGCACUCUGAGAUCCAUCACGCAUUCCACUCCUGCAAGAGAGCCCGGCUCAUCGAGAAGGUACAUUCUCGAGCCGAGACGACGAUUGAAUAUCACCGCCUAGAGCCAGUUCCGCACGCUGCUUCAAAUCGCCCUUAAUGCACUAAAUACAACAAAAAAAAUCGUAACUUCUACUUUGUUGAUUCUUCACGUUCUUUGUUGAUUUCCAAAAAAUUUGUGACUAAACUAAACGAAAAAAAAAAACCUUCAAAUCUGUCGCUAAAUACAAAACAAAAGAAUCGCAACUAAUCGCAACACAUAUCAUUCUUCACAUCAGUGUCUCCAAAACAACAAAUCCUUCGCGGAUUGACGUUGAAAUCGCACAACAAAAACCCGUACUUUUCUUUUAAUUUUAAUUGUGAGAAGACAAACGCGAUACAUUUUUGUAAUUUUUAAAUAAUUUUAAAAUAUUUAGAUGCCAUAUUGCAACGAAAUUAAAUUUAAUAAUGACUACUCCAUGAAGAACGUCAACGUGGAGCAGACUCCAGUACUACUCCACAUCCAUAUGUAUAGUGGAGCAGGCUCUAACUAACUCUAAAACAUUCAAAACAGCAUUCUGGCAAGCGUGUGACAACAAAUUAAAAUUCAAAUGACUAACAAUAACAAAAAAUAAAACCAAAUAUUAAAAAGCAAAAAGACAUUCAAAGUAAUAAAAAACGAAGACUCGCGGACAGUACUUGCGGUUGCGGGUAUUUUUUGCGAGAUGAAUCCCGGCUCUCAGGAGAGGAACGCGUGUAUUAUAAAAUAUAAAAUAAACUUAAACAUUAUGUAUCAUUUAUUUAACUACGCAUAUUCGUUUAUAGUGCAAAUAUAUUUACUGAGAUAGAGAUUAAACAAAAAAUACAUAAAUAUACCUAUUUACCUUAAUCUUAUCCCUAAUUUAACCUAAAAACCUUAAACCUUUAAAUCUAACCUUAUUUUAUCCUUAAAAAAAACCUUUAAAGAAAUUUUAUCUGCUCGAAUUCAGCGC
Molecule: messenger RNA, 2520 nt
Organism: Chrysoperla carnea
Lineage: Eukaryota; Metazoa; Arthropoda; Insecta; Neuroptera; Chrysopidae
Gene: Teh3
Exons: 3
Coding region: 164-1522 (452 amino acids)
Biological process (GO): regulation of sodium ion transport
Molecular function (GO): sodium channel regulator activity
Source: RefSeq, a predicted model, not a curated record